Molecule: messenger RNA, 990 nt
Organism: Acaulospora colombiana
Lineage: Eukaryota; Fungi; Glomeromycota; Glomeromycetes; Diversisporales; Acaulosporaceae
Source: the annotation of a GenBank genome assembly
AUGCGAUCACUCUUGUUUCAUCGGAUUGUCAAACCGAAAGUUCCGACGAACUUGCAUAGUUACGCAACGGCAUCGAAGCAAACGGAACCUUCAACAUUCUCGAUUUUCAAUCGUAACACAAAAAGAUUGCAAAAGGACCGUUCAGCUUCGGAUGUAGAAAGUAGCAGACAAGUUGACUAUAUUAAAGACGAGAUCGCAUACAGAAUUGUUGAUAGAUUACUGGACAUUAAGAGAAAAUUUGAAGUCGUCGUUGAUUUGGGAAGUGGAUGUGGGCAUGUGGUUAAGCACAUUGAUGGAGACCUAAUAGGAAAUAUUUCUCAAAGAUCUCAUGAUAUCACAGAAAAAAUGCUGAAUAGAGACAAGGAUGUCAAAUAUGACGUCGAGGUUGAGAGAAUGAUCCUUGACGAAGAGUCAUUACCAUUCGAGGAAAAUACACUGGAAGCCGUUUUGAGCAAUCUUUCACUGCACUGGGUGAAUGAUUUGCCAGGCGCGAUGAUUCAAAUACGUCGAUCGUUGAAACCCGAUGGUGUCUUUUUAGCUUCAAUGUUUGGCGGAGACACAUUGUUCGAACUGAGAACAUCACUGCAAUUGGCAGAAUUAGAACGUGAGGGUGGCAUUUCGCCACGUGUAUCUCCAAUGACAGAUGUAAGGGAUGUUGGAAGUUUACUUUCGCGAGCCGGUUUUACCUUGACCACUGUGGAUGUUGACGAUCUUGUUGUAAAUUAUCCAACAAUGUUUGAAUUAAUCCAAGAUUUGCGAGCGAUGGGUGAAAGUAAUGCAGUGAUAACAAGGCGACCAUUCUUAAAGCGAGACACACUAUUAGCAGCUGCGUCCAUAUAUAAGGAAUUAUACGGGAAACCUGAUGAAACAAUUCCCGCUACUUUUCAGAUCGGAUGGAAACCUGAUUCAUCCCAACCCAAACCCAAGGAAAGAGGUUCGGCAAAAUCAUCAUUAAAGGAGAUAUUAGAAGAAAAGGAUAGAGAUCAAUAG